UUCAUACCUCUCAAAGUUGCAGCAGCUGGUUUGGCCGGAGAUCUAGCUAAGCCCAUCCUCAAUACUGAUCAUGAGCUUUCUUACUUGUCCAGUCUAGCUAGUAGUUCUAAUUCUAAAGCUCCCUGAACCAGAGUUUGUCCAAACUUUCAACAAAUCGUUUUCCAUAAUCUCAUUCUCUCUAUAAAAUCUAAACCGGAAUUGAUUCAGAGAACGAAGGGGUUGUGAGCUGCGAUUACUACUGGAAUCUGUAAGUAGAACACGAACAGAAACUGAUCGAGUGCAAUAUUGGUUCAUUAGAAGAAGGGAAUUAAAGGAGUAUGUGGAGGCUUAAGAUCGGGCAGGGCGGUGAUCCUUAUCUGUACAGCACCAACAACUAUGUGGGACGACAGAUUUGGGAGUUUGAUCCUGACUACGGCACACCUGAACAGCGUGCCCAGGUCGAAACUGCUCGCCAGGAAUUCAGGAACAACCGCCGCUCUGUCAAGCCCAGCGGUGAUGUUCUUCUGCGCUUCCAGCUCUUGAAGGAGAAUAGCUUUGUUCAAACAAUACCACCAGUGAAGAUAGGAGACAAUGAGGAGAUAACCUAUGAAGCUGCUACUGCUGCACUUAAGAGGGCUGUCCAAUUCCACGCUGCCAUCCAGGCGAGCGACGGCCAUUGGCCAGCUGAAAAUACCGGUCCACUGUUCUUUCUUCCUCCAUUGGUUAUAUGUCUAUACAUCACUGGACAUCUUAACACCGUCUUUCAAGCUGAGCAUCGCAAAGAGAUUCUUCGUUAUAUAUAUAAUCACCAGAAUGAAGAUGGAGGUUGGGGGCUACACAUAGAGGGCCACAGUAUCAUGUUCUGUACAGCACUUAACUACAUUUCUAUGAGGAUUCUAGGAGAAGGGUCUGAAGGUGGGCUAGAUGGGGCCGUUCCAAGAGCACGCAAAUGGAUCAUUGACCAUGGUGGUGCUACCAUGAUACCAUCUUGGGGAAAGACUUGGCUUUCGAUACUUGGAGUAUAUGAAUGGGAAGGCAGCAACCCAAUGCCUCCAGAAUUCUGGAUUCUCCCAUCCUUUCUCCCCAUGCAUCCAGCUAAGAUGUGGUGCUACUGUCGCAUGGUUUACAUGCCUAUGUCAUAUUUAUAUGGCAAGAGGUUCGUAGGUCCAAUUACACUUCUCGUUCUGCAACUUAGGGAGGAGCUUCACACUCAACCUUACCAUGAAAUAAAAUGGAGCAGAACCCGCCACAUAUGUGCAAAGGAGGACCUCUACUACCCUCAUCCUUUCAUCCAAGACUUGCUGUGGGAUAGUCUUUAUUUUCUUACCGAACCACUGUUGACAAGAUGGCCCUUUAACAAGUUGAGAGAAAUGGCGCUGAAAACAACCAUGAAGCACAUCCACUAUGAAGAUGACAACAGUCGAUACAUUACAAUUGGAUGUGUGGAGAAAGUGUUAUGCAUGCUUGCUUGUUGGGUGGAAGAUCCAAAUGGGGAUGCAUUCAAGCACCACCUUGCCAGGAUUCCAGAUUACAUUUGGGUUGCUGAAGACGGAAUGAAGAUGCAGAGUUUUGGUAGUCAGCAGUGGGACACUGGUUUUGCAGUUCAAGCAAUAAUGGCGAGUAAUCUUCCACUCAAUGAAAUUGGCUCUUGCCUUAAGAAGGGGCAUGAUUUCAUUAAAAAGUCACAGGUUCAGGACAACCCAUCUGGUGAUUUUGGAAGAAUGUAUCGUCACAUUUCAAAAGGAUCGUGGACAUUUUCAGAUCAAGAUCAUGGGUGGCAAGUAUCAGACUGUACUGCAGAAGGCCUGAAGGCCUGUCUCAUGUUUUCACUUUUGCCACAAGAAUUUGUUGGUGAAAAAAUGGAACCAAAUAAACUUUUUGACUCUGUUAACCUUCUUCUUUCUCUACAGAGCAAAAAUGGUGGUUUAACAGCUUGGGAGCCAGCUAGGGCAGAAAAUUGGUUGGAGCUGCUCAACCCAACAGAGUUUUUCGCAGACAUUGUUAUUGAGCAUGAAUAUGUUGAAUGCACUGCAUCAGCAAUACAAGCUCUAGUACUGUUCAUGAAGUUAUAUCCAAGCCAUAGGGAGAAAGAAAUAGAAAAUUUCAUCUCAAAAGCAGUGCAUUUUCUUGAACAGAUACAAAUGCCUGAUGGCUCAUGGUAUGGAAAUUGGGGAGUUUGUUUUACCUAUGGCACAUGGUUUGCAAUGGGAGGGCUUGUAGCAGCUGGAAAGACCUAUUUUAACUGUAAAGCAGUUCAGAAAGCUGUUCAUUUUCUGCUAUCAACACAACAAGAAUCUGGUGGCUGGGGAGAGAGUUACCUCUCAUGCCCAAAUAAGAAAUACAUCCCUCUAGAAGGUGGUAGAUCAAACUUAGUACACACGGCAUGGGCAAUGAUGGGUCUUAUCCAUUCUGGACAGGCAGAGAGAGAUGCAACACCCUUGCAUCGUGCAGCAAAGCUAUUGAUUAAUUCACAAAUGGAAGAUGGUGACUUUCCUCAACAGGAAAUCACUGGAGUCUUCAUGAAGAAUUGUAUGCUACACUAUGCAGCGUAUAGAAACAUAUUUCCACUGUGGGCGCUUGGAGAAUACAGGAGGCAGGUUAUGAGGCCUUCAAGAAACUUACAAUAUUAAGUCCUAAGUUUUAAAGUUCCCCUUUCCAAGAGAAAUGAAUGAUAAGUUCUUUAAUCUGAUAAUCACUUCUGCAUGUAUUUUCCAUUUUGAUGGUAACUAAGAUGCUGUAAUUACCAAGAAAAAUAGAAAGGAAGAAAGAAA
Messenger RNA from Nelumbo nucifera (sacred lotus), 2750 nucleotides. RefSeq names its product beta-amyrin synthase-like. Gene Ontology annotation, biological process: triterpenoid biosynthetic process. The record is from RefSeq and is a predicted model, not a curated record. Lineage: Eukaryota; Viridiplantae; Streptophyta; Magnoliopsida; Proteales; Nelumbonaceae. Gene Ontology annotation, molecular function: intramolecular transferase activity. Gene Ontology annotation, cellular component: lipid droplet.